Molecule: messenger RNA, 654 nt
Organism: Nematocida homosporus
Lineage: Eukaryota; Fungi; Microsporidia
Product: tRNA (guanine-N7-)-methyltransferase
Exons: 1
Coding region: 1-654 (217 amino acids)
Biological process (GO): tRNA methylation; RNA (guanine-N7)-methylation
Cellular component (GO): tRNA methyltransferase complex
Molecular function (GO): tRNA (guanine(46)-N7)-methyltransferase activity
Source: RefSeq, a predicted model, not a curated record
AUGCAGUUACCGCAGAAGCGUAGUCAUCGUCAACGCGCUCAUUGUAAUCCAUUUUCUGACCAUGAUUUAGAUUAUCCUUUAUCGCCUGAACUGGUUGAUAAAAGACCGGAUAUCUUAGAUGUGGGUUGUGGUUAUGGUGGGAUGCUUUUUUGCUUAUCAGAAUUAUUUCCUAAUAAGGAAAUUUUAGGAAUGGAGAUUAGAAAGAAACUAGUUGAUUACGUUAAUUUAAAAAUACAAUAUUUACAAUCUGAAAAGGGGUUAGCCCAUAACGUAUCAGCGGUUCGUACUAAUACUAUGAAAUUCCUGCCCAAUUACGUAGCUAAAGCUUCCCUGGCGAAGAUGCUUAUUCUCUUCCCGGAUCCCCAUUUCAAGAAGAAGAAGCAUAAGGCCCGGAUUGUCUCUACAGUUAUGUUGGAUGUUUAUAGUUAUGUUUUAGUCCCUGAAGGCCGGCUUUACUUAGCUACCGAUGUUGAGGAGUUGUUCCUGAGUAUGUGUGCGUGUGUGGAAGGGCAUCCUUUAUUCCGGCGCUUGUCUGUAGAGGAGGCGGAACAGGACGAAUUGUGGCCGCAUUUGGUGGCUCAAACCGAAGAGUCAAAGAAGGCUGACAUGAAGCAUUCUCAGAAGUAUCGUGCCAUCUUCCAAAACAUAUCAUAA